Scophthalmus maximus (turbot) is the source of this 4904-nucleotide messenger RNA. RefSeq names its product frizzled-3-like. The transcript is spliced from 11 exons. The record is from RefSeq and is a predicted model, not a curated record. Lineage: Eukaryota; Metazoa; Chordata; Actinopteri; Pleuronectiformes; Scophthalmidae. Gene Ontology annotation, molecular function: Wnt-protein binding; Wnt receptor activity. Gene Ontology annotation, biological process: non-canonical Wnt signaling pathway; canonical Wnt signaling pathway. Bases 525 to 2753 code for a protein of 742 amino acids. Gene Ontology annotation, cellular component: plasma membrane.
CGCGGUCACGACGUGUGGUCCGCGCGCCGCAGGGAACCAGCUGCGCGCGGCGGAGCGACCGAGUGCUGCAGUGAGCGGAGCCGCUGGAGCCGCUGGAGCCGAGGGGCGCACGAACCCCCCGAACCGCCCGUCGCUCUCCCCACAAGGACCUGCUUGAUAAAUCCACUCCAGCGUGGCCGCUGCAUGUGUCCGGCAGAGGAAUCACCAGACUCCAUCUGAAGGAUGAUAACACACUGUGGACUGGAACCUCGGGGGACUCUUUGAUACAUUACAAGAGUGAGAGGAGACGAAGGAAGCGACGUGCGGUGGAGACGUUCAACGGACAUCUAUUAUCUCAGGGACGUGCUCCCAGUUUGGGGAUGGAACAAGGGGAGUACCAGGAGGCGGAGAGACACCUUGUUUGUUUGAGAAGCAAAGCACAUUUUGAGACACCUUGUGGAUUCCUUGCUUUGCCUCCACCGCUGACUCCUAAAUAUGGACUCAGCGUCUUCUAAUAUUAAGGAAGUUUAAAGAAUACCUCCAGCAUGUCUACUGGGCGAUCUAGUGGUCUUCCGGGUGAUGAUGCAGUCCUCAGUCUGAGCCGCUGUGGAGAGAUGUUGGACAUUGAGACUCACGCACCAGUUGGGAGAGGAUGUUUGAAAGACAGGUUUUCAGAAGCGACGACCGUCUGCUGCAGAAGAGUCCCCGUCUGUUUUUCUAUCGUCCUACUACUCCUCUCCCUGAUCACACCCGCUCUGUCCAUUCAUAUGGAGUUUAUAGAGAGCCACAGUGAGUUCAGCUGUGAGCCCAUCAGACUGAGAAUGUGCCAGGAUCUGCCUUACAACACCACCUUCAUGCCCAAUCUACUGAACCACUACGACCAGCAGACAGCAGCACUAGCUAUGGAGCCUUUUCAUCCCAUGGUGAACCUGGUGUGCAGCGAUGACCUGAGGAUGUUCCUGUGUGCCCUGUACGCCCCGGUGUGUACGGUCUACGGCCAGGUGUCCAUGCCAUGUCGCUCUCUGUGCCAGCGGGCCAAAGACGAGUGCCACAAACUCAUGGAGGUGUUUGGCGUAGCCUGGCCAGAUGACAUGGAGUGUAGCAGGUUCCCAGACUGUGAUGAGCCCUAUCCUCGCCCAGAGGACCUGCUAACAGACUCUGACCCCACCGACCAGUCGUCCAUGACUGUGCAGAGGGACUACGGUUUCUGGUGCCCCAGAGAGCUCAAAGUUGACCCAGAUCUAGGCUACUCUUUCAUGGGCAAGAAGGACUGUUCUGCCCCAUGCCCCUCGAUGUUCUUCAACCAGCAGGAGCUGACCUUUACCCGAUACUUCAUAGGAGUCGUCUCCAUUGUCUGUCUGUCUGCAACGCUCUUCACUUUCCUGACAUUUCUCAUCGAUGUCACCAGGUUUCGAUACCCAGAGCGUCCAAUCAUCUUCUACGCUGUGUGUUAUGUCAUGGUGUCGCUGGUGUUUUUCCUUGGUUUCCUGUUGGAAGACAGGGUGGCUUGCAAUGCAGUCAGCCCUUCUCAGUUCAGAGCUUCAACCAUAACACAAGGUUCACACAACAAGGUAUGCACCUUGUUCUUCAUGGUCCUGUAUUUCUUCACCAUGGCCGGCAGCUUGUGGUGGGUCAUACUGACGAUUACUUGGUUCCUGGCCGCUGUGCCUAAAUGGGGAAGUGAGGCCAUUGAGAAGAAAGCCCUCCUCUUCCAUGCUGUCGCCUGGGGGCUCCCAGGGGCCCUGACUGUCGCCCUGUUGGCCCUGAACAAAAUUGAAGGAGAUGGCAUCAGUGGAGUGUGUUUCAUAGGCCUGUAUGAUAUAGACGCCCUGAGGUGGUUUGUUCUGGCACCGCUCUGCCUCAAUGUGGCGGUUGGCGUCUCUCUCCUGUUAGUGGGCAUCGUGGCUCUGAAUCGUGUGCGCAUGGAGAUCCCUCUGGAGAAGGAAAACCAGACCAAACUAGUCAAGUUCAUGAUUCGAAUCGGAGUGUUCUCUGUGCUCUACCUCGUGCCCCUGUUGACCGUGAUCGGGUGCUACCUGUACGAACACACCUACCGUGACAAGUGGGAGACAACAUGGAUGGAGGAGAACUGCAGGCGCUAUCACAUCCCCUGUCCAUACAAGGUGGAGCAGACCAACCGGCCAGUCAUGGUUUUGUUCCUGAUGAAAUACCUGAUGAUGCUGGUGGUGGGGAUUCCCUCUGUUUUUUGGGUGGGCAGUAAGAAGACCUGUUUCGAAUGGGCCAGUUUCCUGCACGGACGCAGACGCAAAGACAGUGGGGUGAACGAGUCUCGCCAGGUGCUGCAGGAGCAGCCGGACUUUGCCCAGUCUCUGCUGCGUGAACCCAACACCCCCGUUAUCAGGAAGUCCAGAGGAACGUCCACACAGGGCACCUCCACCCACGCCUCCUCCACUCACUUGGCCGUCCUAGACGACCUGGACGAACCAAUCAGAACUCAUCACGGCCACCCCGCCUCCACCAGAAGUAAAGCCAGCAGCGUUCACAGCAAGACCAGCUACCACGGCAGCCUGAGGCGCACCCGAGAUGACAGAAGCGAUGCUGUGGUUUACCGAGGUACAGAGCAGCGCAGCUUCCACGGCAGCAUGCCGCGUCUCGACCACCCGCUCUCCACUCACAGCAGCCUCCACCAGAUAGAUGGCAACUCGAGGCACGGCAGCCACCGAGACAUGUCCGCGGCCGCCCCGACCCUCAUCACGCACGGAACCAUGGACAGUAACAGUCGAGUGGCUGAGAAUGACGGCACCAGCGCCUGAGAGAUGUGACGAGAUUUUAUAGGAAACUAUUGUCAGGGCGCUAUCGGUGUCUUUUCAAGGAAGAUUUUCUCUCUCGGCAGACGCACACUUCAGUGUUUAUAGUGUGUAAGAGUUUUCCGCUGUGAAGAUGGAGAAUGCACCAGUCAGUGAUGUGGUGGUGAUGUUUCGUGUCCGUUCGUUCGUGAGCUUGACUGGUUGGUUUUACUUCUUUGAAAUUACACAGCAGUUGACUCCUGAUUGAUCAACUCAGACGGGCUGAACCAACAUGAAGAGAAACCCCUCUUCAGACUUUGGUGGCAUCUGUAUCAGGGAAUCUUUUAGUAAACUAAACAGAAACUGACAAACUGUGGAAAGAGGAGACGAUGUAUCUUGGAUGGUUCCAGUUUGUUGCAGGUGUGGUAGAAGGAUUCACCAGAUCCUACAUUUUGGAGGAUGGACACAGUUUUUGUUGUGGCCCAUCUCACAGGUCACAAUAAUCAUUCUGUAUCAUCUUGCAGGACUUACAGGAACACUGUUAAAUAUGUGACCAGUGCCGAGUAUUGCUUUUGUAACAAUCUUAAAUGGUUUGUGCUCUCCUUUCCCUCCCCCUGACCUCUGUCAGGCGGAUCUAAUUAUUCCAUAUGUCUGUUUGUCUUAGACUGCAGCUCUUAAUGAACAAUGUUUCUCUUUGUGUGGCUUUAGACACUGACAAUUAUGGGCCUCUUGUGACGUUUUGGACCUCUGUGGUUUAGUGAGAUAUUUUUAUACUCGCAGUGAUAAUGUGUGUGUGUGUGUGUGUGUGUGUGUGAGAGAGAGAUUGAGUAAGAAAUACAGACACAGUAUGAGUCGGAGAGAGGCUAAUGUAAUAUGGACGUUGUUGUGUGGAAUGAACUGGAAUGAUGCUUGUGCACUUUCUUAACGGGCACAGAGGUUGUUCCAGGUCAGCCUGAGACAAUUUCAGCACUGGACCUUCCGCAAAGAGGCAUCAGCUUUGCAAAGAAAGACGAGUCAGUAGUUAACUCAACCACUAUUCAUUUAAUUAGUUGUCAACCAGCCGAUCCUAGUGAUAAAAUCCCAAUGUCAAUGUCUAGAAGUCGCCUCAAAAUUGCUUCGCAAUCUGAACAACACACAAGAGCCUCUGUCCAACCUCAGAAUGAGCACUGUUAAUGAUUCAGGUCGUGAUCAAACGGCUGGACUGGAGUCAAAUUAUGAAAUCUGUCAACAUCAACAUGACUGAAAAGUUGUUUUCACCAGUAGACUUGAUCUUUAUCUUUAUCUUGAUCGGCUCUUUGAUCAUGUGCUUAUGUUGCUCACACUUGUCCAGAGCCGUACAGAUCAUUGGCAGUGAAACUAAGAAAAAGAGAUUUUCAGUCAUUAGGCUUUAUGUGUUCUCUGACAUUUACUUAACAUUUAUUGAGUAAAUGUUACAGGAAGUGUAUAAUAUCGCUGUUUUCCUAUCGUGUGUGUUUUGUUCCACAAACCCUCAAGUUCCAGUUAACCUACCUCACCUAUACCUUCAGCCUUCUCUUUACCUGCACACACACACACACACACACAUCAGUAGGAUGUCUGUAGCUCGCUCCGUCCAACAGUUGGCUGUACGUUUUUUCCCGUUCUACCUCUUCAGUUCAAAUGUACCUAUCGGUCUCUGGCCUUUCACUGCUGCCUCUCUCUCUCCUCCUGUUUGAAAUUUCUUUCGACCGGCUGCCUGCUUGUCUGUUGUACAUAGAGUGUCUGUCCUGUGUGAUGACUAACCUGCCUCACAUCUGCCUUCUGCCUCUCCUCCUGUACAUGUGCCCACUCAUAUUCUUUUGGACCUACAGACACCGUCUGUGCUGUUGCAAGUAUCGAGUGCUCACAAACAUUAACCGUUAUGCUGAGAGACUCUGACGGUAAAUACGACAUCUUCUAAUUCGACAGUAAAAUAACCUCAUGUAUGAAAUGUAUCUUUCUUCUCAUCAGUCCCCACAGACAGACAUGAGGAAGAAUAGCCUCGUUGAUUUCUCGUGAUGCUGUCGUAAUGUGCGAGUGAACUACUGCAGCGCGAAAAUAUGAUCAUGAUAAUAUUGGGGAUUGUGAAACUUGAGUUGUAUUUGCCUUUUAAUUUAUUUGCAGUUUGAAACUGUAUUGACCUGUUUUACAUGCAGUCUAAUAAAGAUUUUAUAGACUUCA